ACUCCUUUCUCCCCGCCCGCCGUCCCGCCUCUUUCCCGUCCGCUGGUUCUCGCCCAGCCCAGCUGCCUGCGCGAAUCGCAACUUUUUUACCCGACGCGGCGCUGGAUCCGGGCGCUCCCGUCGGACUUUUCCUUGUCUGCUUCUCCUCCGACCACCCGCAGCCCCCGUCACUGCUCCCUCCGUUAACCCCCCCUUUCCUCCCCUCCCCUCCUCUCUCUUUGAUCUUCGGGGAGGGUCCGCUCUUGCUCUCGGCGGCUCCUCUCGCCUUGGCAACAUCUUCGCUCCUCGCCGCCACCCCCCCUCGCCGCCUCCCUCCCCCCCCCACUUUUAGUCGGGGGUGGCCCCACUUUGCCGGGAUUCCCCCUCCCACACGCACCUUUGUUCCCUGCCGCCUCCUAGCCCAGACCUUCCCCAGGCGCCCCCCAAAUCUGUGACCCAAGACACCCCCGAAUUUACUCCGCCUCCCCCCAGACCCUUUUCUCCCUUUGUUAAACCCUCGCCCCUACCCCUCCCUCUGUGGGCUCCCUCCACCCCGCUGCUGUUGGGCAAUUCGUCCAUUCUCGCCCCGGCCACUCCUCGGAUUUGCCUCCCCCCCCCCUGUCCUUUCCAGCGCUUUUUUUUUCCCGGCAGCGCAACUGGUCCCUUCCCUCCUCCCGGACCGAUGAAGCCCGGCGGAGGGUCCGAGGGGGCAGACGCCGAGGGGGCAGAAGGAGAGCGGGAGCCGCUGAACCCCGAAUCCUCGGAGACUCUGGGCGCCUCGGCCACCUACCGGGAGUUUGUCCGGCGGAGUUACCUGGAGCUGAUGAGCGCCAACCAGCAUUCCCUGCACGCCCUCAACUGGCGGCGGCUCUACCUCAGCCGGGCCAAGCUCAAAGCCUCCAGCCGGACCUCGGCCCUGCUCUCGGGGUUCGCCAUGGUAGCCAUGGUAGAGGUGCAGCUGGAGGAUUAUGACUACCCCCGGGAGCUGCUGGUAGCCUUCAGUGCCUGUACCACAGUGCUGGUGGCGGUCCACCUCUUUGCCCUCAUGGUGAGCACCUGCAUCCUGCCCAACAUCGAAGCCGUCAGCAACAUUCACAACCUCAACUCGGUCAACGAGUCUCCCCACGAACGCAUGCACCGCUAUAUUGAGCUGGCGUGGGGCUUCUCCACUGCCUUAGGAAUCUUCCUCUUCCUCACCGAGGUGGUGUUGAUCUGUUGGGUCAAAUUUAUGCCCGUUGGCAGCGUCUCCUCCGCCACAAAGUGCUGCCCGCCUGUGCCGGCCCUUGCUGGUAACACCACUGUGGCCCCUCCAGAUAACUCCGGCUGGAACGCUGCCAUGGCCUCCACCGUCAUCAUGGUCCCAGUUGGCGUCAUCUUCAUUAUCUUUGCCCUGCACUUCUACCGCUCCCUAGUGGGACACAAGACUGACCGGCACCAGCAAGAGCUGGAGGAACUCAGCCAGAUCAAAUAUCAGUUGGAUGGAGAAGCCACGGCAUUGCAGGUGGUGUGAAGUUUGGUGGCCUAGGGGCAAGGCCUUUGACGCAGUGAUUAUUCCGAGAAGAGGCUGCCUGGUUGAUGCCUGGAUUCCUUGCUGAGUGGGGCAGCUGUGAAGUGACUGGCACAGUUGGAACUAACCAAAAAGCUACUGUGACCUCUUUUUCUCUCCCUUCUCUAUCUUUUUAUCCCUGUUGCUUUUUUAACAAAAUUCACUCGCGUUGCCUGGAAACGACAAGGAAGAGGGUAUUGAAACCCAGAACAAUUUGUUGAAAUGGGCUACUUCUUGAAUUUCAAGUAGAAACUUGAAUUCCCUGCCCAAAUUCCUGCUACCCGAUGGAGAUUUCAGGAUGCAAUAAAAUGUUAACUCAAAGCA
Rhineura floridana is the source of this 1849-nucleotide messenger RNA. It is a transcript of the gene ORAI3, whose product is annotated as ORAI calcium release-activated calcium modulator 3. Gene Ontology annotation, molecular function: store-operated calcium channel activity. Bases 662 to 1489 code for a protein of 275 amino acids. Gene Ontology annotation, cellular component: membrane. The transcript has 2 exons. Gene Ontology annotation, biological process: store-operated calcium entry. Lineage: Eukaryota; Metazoa; Chordata; Lepidosauria; Squamata; Rhineuridae. The record is from RefSeq and is a predicted model, not a curated record.